GGAUGAGGGGGGCGAGAUCACACUUCCUGCUGCUCUUCCUCAAGAACCUCAAACUCCUUGUUAGGGCUCCCGUGACUCUAGUCUGUGAGAUCUUCAUCCCUAUUAUUAUCGUCAUCAUGUUUUACGGUAUCUCAACAUCCUUCCCAACAUUGAACCAUUGCUUUUCCACAUAUUCCCCCAAAAGUAACGACCUUCGGAUCCCUCCUUACCUAGAUGUCAUGAUAGCCAUCGCUCCGUCCACCCAGCGAGUCAGGGAUAUCAUAGACGCUGUUAUGAAACAGGAUCAAGUGGAUAUCCAACCAUUAGUACUGGACUUUUUAGAGAGCGAAGAGAGAGUGAACACAAUACUUAAAACUAGCCCCAGCACUUAUAUUGGAGCAGUUAUUUUUGAUGAUUUCCACAUCGGGGACGACCAUUUGCCAGAUAAUAUCAGCUAUACUAUCAGAUACCCUAUAAAGACUUCCAUAGGUAAGCUAGACUGGGUUGGCAAGAGUCCAGGACCCGAUGACUGGGAAUGUGCGACUGGAGAUGUAGGUCUUUGUGUGGGCAAGAAAGUUCCGACUGAGAGAAAGUUCUUGAAGGAAUGGCAGUUUCAAUUACAACAAGCAAUUGACAGAGCCAUUAUACACUUAAAAACUAACACCCCACUCUCUGAUAUAACUGAGGUUAAAGCGAGGCAGCUGCCUUUUCCUCAGUGGAUAGAAAACUGGUUCCUUGUUGGGUUAUCAGAAGGUCUUCCUAUCAUGAUAAUAAUAGGCUUCUUCUGGAAUGUGUUCAUCACAACCAAAGAUAUCGCCAAAGAUAGGGACACUGGAGUACGUGAGAUAUUCAAGUCAAUAGGAGUGAGUAACUCGAGUAUCUUGGGAUCCUGGCAUUGUUUGAGGCUUCUUGUUGCUGUAACAGUUGUAACUGUGGUCACCUUCUUUUUGUGGGCCUUACAGAUUACCAGAUUUUCCAACAUGUUUUUAGUGUGGAUCAUAAUGGUUCUCUUUGCUGUGUCCACGGUAAACAUGUGCUUUUUAAUGGGUACGUUUAUAAGCUCCUCAACUCUGGGUAUGUUCACUAUCCUGAUCAGUUACCUCGUUUCCUUCACUCCCUUCCUUGUCCUGGCGCAAAACACUGACCAGCACUCAGACACCACCAAAUACUUCUGCGCUCUCCUCUCCCCCGCUGCAGUGUGCCUAGCCCUGGCUAACGUGGGCACCUGGGAGGCUGAGGGUAUUGGUCUCACCUGGGACACCCUCAAUCAGUGCACUGGACCCAGUGAUUUUACAGCUCUUACUGCAAUCAUGAUGAUGGUGGUUGACAGUGUUAUAUAUGGUGUUUUCUUUGUUUAUUUGGAUGAGAUAUUCCCGGGAAAGCACGGGAUUGGACUACAUUGGACUUAUAUAUUUGAAAAGAAGUAUUGGACAUCACGUCUGCCUAAUGAUGGAAAGGUAAAAGAGGAUGAUGAGAGAGGGGUAGAGUUAGAAGGGGUUGAGAAACACUACUUCUCCAGAGGAAGAAUAACAAGGGCAGUCAACGGUAUCAGUACUAAAUUCAGAGAAAACGAGAUAUCGACCCUUCUAGGGUAUAACGGGUCAGGGAAGACCACGACUCUAAAAAUGCUAGCUGCCAUGCACAGCCCUACUAGUGGCAAAAUAACAAUCAACGGCCUUGAUCUCUCAAACAACGCCUCAACCAUAAGGAAAACCCUGGGUUACUGUCCUCAACAUAACAUUUUGAUAGAGGAUCUCUCAGUUAUCGAACACCUCCAGCUCUUCACCAGUCUGAAGGGUCUCCACGGUAAACACAGAGACGUAGAGAUAGAGAUGUCAAUAAAGAAGUUGAGGUUUGAGGAGCACCGUGAUGAUAAAGUGCAGCAUCUUAGCGGGGGUAUGAAAAGGAAGCUGAGUUUGGGUUUAGCGUUGUGUGGUCACCCUAACGUGGUUAUCCUUGAUGAACCCACGUGUGGAAUGGACACUGACGCGCGUAGAGUUACUUGGGAACUACUCCUAAAUCAUCGUCAGGGAAGGACAAUCAUAGUCAGUACCCACGACAUGGAAGAAGCAGACCUACUCAGUGACCGGUGUUUCGUCCUCUCAGAAGGUCGCAUCAUCUCCAGCGGCUCCUCUACCAAUAUCAAGUCCCUAAACGGGGUGGGGUAUCAACUCAGCGUGUCCGUUAUCUCACAUGAUAAACAGUUACUUCCGGUCCUACAACAAUUUGCACCUGAUGCCAGGUUGAUAAGGAAAAGUUAUAAGGAACAGGUCUUCGCUAUAUCAGAUGCAGAUAAAGUUAGUUUGAUUAAACUGUUGAAACAUUUAGAGGUGGAGGGUGGUAAUCUUGGGAUCACUGGGUAUGGUUUACUGCAGAGUGAUCUAGAGGAAGCCCUUGCUAAUGUUAUUAAAACUCAGACCCGUGAGCCUGAUAGGGCUCUGGAGGGGGAACGUAAAAUGGGGUGUUUUACCAGGUUGACGUAUUGGAUGUUUGGUGUGGAUGAUGAUGUUGAAACUUUCACUACGUUGAACAAUAAACAAUCAGUUUCUUACGCUGAUCAGAAUCAGUAUGCAGCUGUACCGUUGGAAGACGAAAGGAAUUCUCCAGAGAAAUACUCGGGAUUUAUGUUAAGUAUCGCCAGACUCGUUACUCUUAUUAAGAAGAGAAUCUUAGACGACAGAAGAAACAAAUUAGGGAUCGUUAUGAAAUUAGUCAUACCCUUUUUGUUGAUAUUAUUCGGGAUAACAUUCUUGAAGAUAAAUCAGAAGGCAGAACAAUUUAAGUACACUCUCGAUAUCGAUGGAUUAGCAAAGCAACCCGAUUAUUUGUUAACAGUUGAUCUGGCUCAGACGGGUAUAUUCAGAUCAGAUAAUAAGCUCCUUUCAGAGGUUCAGAACUUUAUAUUGGUUGAUUGGACUAAAGAAAUCAAAGAGAGUAUAAGCAAGGAUUAUAAGAAUAUAGAUUGUUGUUCUUACAGCUUUCUUCAGCUUCAAGACACUUGUGCCAAUCUUCAGUACAACUCAUCAGUAUGGCAGAACUGUAUGAGUAAUCCCUCGUUUGGGUACAGUAGUUGUUUUGAUGCUUGCUUCCAGAGAGACGUGUUGAUGGAUUAUCAAGGUUGCUCUGCGGGUCAGAGACCCGGGGAGAACUCUCAGACUCAGAUUGACUAUUUUCAGAAUAAAUUCUUAAACCGGUCAGUGGACUACCUGUUCAAGAAAUACCACCACCACGUGUUAACCAGCAGUGCAGAAUCAGGGGAGGUAAGCUUGACUGCUUGGUUCUCCGCUAUGAGGAGACAUUCUAUUGCACAAUCUGUCAACGUUAUGAACAACAUGCUCGUCGGGUAUUAUUCUAAUAACACAGCUGGCACAAUUACCACCUCCUUCUGGCCUUACGAAACACUGGAGGACAGUUUAACACAGGCAUCAGAAGUGUCCCUUCCACUGAUGAUAAUGGCUAUGUUCACCACCUUCGCUGGCACCUUCGUCACAGCCUCAAUCUCACUGUUCCUUGUUAAAGAAAGGGUAACGAAGAUGAAACAUCUCCAGUUGAUGGCUGGGAUAAGUGGUAGAAUUUACUGGUACGCUAAUCUACUGUGGGAUCACUGUGUGUUCCUUACCUUCGCCAUGACAACACUAGUACUACUAGCCAUGUUCUCUAUAGCUGAGUUCAGUGGUUGGAACGGGGUAGCGCUGUUCUUGUUGUUAGCGGUGUUCUCUUUCGCUUCUCUUCCUAUCACUUAUUUGCUUACCAUGGUGAUAGACUCGGCGGUGUUGUGUUUUGCUGUUAUUUGCACAGCAGGGUUCUCAUUUGGGAUGUGUGGGAUCAUGCUCUCAGUCUACAUUGAAAAUGCUCACGUCCACUCUGUUUUAGCUCUUAUACCUUACUCAGCACUAGGAAAAGGAAUCAUUGAUUUGUACAAGAACCAGAACCUAAAGAGCUUCAAUGAUUUAUGUGAUUGUGCUACUGGGUUUGUCGACAGCCCCUUCAGUACAGAGCAACCAGGAGUUGGAAUGCAGCUGCUGUGUCUAACUAUAGAGGGGUCCAUCCUGACAGUACUUUUAGUCUGCAUAGAGGAACUCUCCGUAUUCGUACAGCUGUAUUACCACCGAGAAGAUGUGAGGAGUUUUGAACACGAAGAUAGUGACGUUGCUAAGGAACGGAGGACUAUAAGAGAUCAAGCUGCUGAUAGUUUCCCUGUUGUAGUGGACUCCAUUUCUAAAGUUCUGUCCAAUAAAUUGGUCCUAAAUAACGUUUCAUUUGGAAUCCAAAGAAAGCAGUGUGUAGCCCUGUUAGGACACAACGGGGCUGGUAAAACAACCCUCUUCUCAAUCCUUAGUGGGGAAGUUAUUCCUACCUUUGGGAGCGUCAACUUGUUCGGGACAAGUAUGAUCUCUGAUAUCAGGGGAUACAGGGAACGAGUUGGGUACUGUCCUCAAGAACCUGCCACCUUCGCUAACUUAACAGGAAGGGAAGUGUUGACACUAUUUGCUGGACUAAGAGGGCUGAAAAAGAAGAAAAGCGAAGAGAUAGUUACUAGACUCUUAGGCUGGACAGGACUAACCCAAUACGGAGACAGGAUAACAAGAACAUACUCAGGGGGUACACUCCGCAAGCUUUCCCUGGCUAUAUCACUGAUUGGAGACCCACCUGUAUUACUGCUGGAUGAGCCAAGUGCUAGUGUAGACCCCACUUCUCGGCGAAUGCUGUGGAAACUACUUCGUCAGCUAGCUGACAGUGGCAAAUCAAUCCUUAUCUCAACUCACAUAAAGGGAGAGGUGGAGGCAGUUUGUGAUAAAGUAGUGAUACUGAACGAGGGAAAUGCUGUUGCGAUCGGCUCUUGUAACCAAGUCAAAGACAAAUUUGGUUCCGGAUUCUGUUUACAGGUGUCCACACCAGAUCCCACGGAAGUUGACUUAACGAAAGCAGCUAUAGAACAACGUCUGAAAGAUGUCACAUUCGUUCACGGGGUUGGACGACAUCUCCAAUACCUCGUACCCUCCAAAUCCUUCUCCUACUCCGACGUGUUCAUAGCAGUAGAACUAAUAAAACAGCUCGUGAAACUAGACCACUACUCUGUGUGUCAGGUCUCAUUUACUCAGCUGGACAUAAUAACUCAGACUAAGCACAAGGAUAAUAAAUCUAAUUUAGAGACGUUUGUGAGGAGGGUUCAUGGAUUAGUGAGAAGGAGUUUUAAGGAGGGUUUUACUUUUAAGAGGACAAAUGGAAGGAAUGGAAGGACACCGACUGUAGUUUAUUCGAACCAAUCUGCAGCUUCGGAAGAUCUCGAGAUUGUCGAAGUGGUAGUAUAGUGAUCGGGUAACAUGGUAACUUAGUAACCUAAUAAACUGGUGACUUAGUUACUUGGUAAUCCUGGUCAAUUAGAAAAGAAUCUGCAGGCUCGGAAGUUAUCGAGAUUUAUAGCGUAUGCUUUUUUGUGGUAGCUUUAUGUCAUUGAAUCAACUAUAUUUCUUAUUAUCAAGCUGAUUUUAUAUAUUUUUGAUUGGAUUGAUAAUUUGUUAAUAUUUUGUUAUUAUGCGAUGAUUUGAUUAAGGUGUCCUAAUACACCGGAACAAAGAAUGGUAGAAGUUAUUCGUUUCAGAACACCUUAUAAAUACAUUAAUUUAAUACAUGAUAAUGCAGUGCAAUUUUAAUUUGGAUCAUUGCAGAUCUGGAAUUUUUGGAUGUUGCAUGAAUUUUAUUUGUGGGCAGACAUGGUUGUCAAAUGUAAAUAUGUACUGCUUUCGAUUUAUCUGUUUGAAUUUGUAUUUAAUAGGGAUCGUUCACAUGUUACAUAAUAACCUGAACCAGUCCUAGUUGGUUUAGAAAUGUGCUGGUGUAAUUUCAACACUAUGUUUAUAUGUAAAAUGGCUCAAUUAAGCUAGGGGGUUCUAAAAUUGACGAACGCGAAUAUACAUAGUUUGCGUAAUAUGUGAAUGAAUCAAUAUAUUUUAGACAAACUAAAUAUAUCGUUAAUAUCAUCUGUAGAGUGUAAAUUUCAUUAAUUUUAAUUUUAGAUUCGUGGUGAUUUCGUUAAUCAUCAAAUAUUUA
Molecule: messenger RNA, 6030 nt
Organism: Bolinopsis microptera
Lineage: Eukaryota; Metazoa; Ctenophora; Tentaculata; Lobata; Bolinopsidae
Product: phospholipid-transporting ATPase ABCA3-like
Exons: 30
Coding region: 3-5291 (1762 amino acids)
Biological process (GO): lipid transport; transmembrane transport
Cellular component (GO): membrane; intracellular membrane-bounded organelle
Molecular function (GO): ATP binding; ABC-type transporter activity; lipid carrier activity
Source: RefSeq, a predicted model, not a curated record